AUGCCAAAAAGAAAGACCUUGAAUGGCAGGGAAAAACGCCAGAGAGAUAGAGACCGCAAGAGGGAAAAGAGGCAGGAGCAGUCCUUGCCACCAUCAGAUCCUCCUCCAGAUUCUGCUGUCCCAGCUGGAGCAGUAGAUGGAGCUAUCUCAGCUCCACCCGGUAAUUUUCCGGGGCAAGGCUCUAUAGGGUUGCCGCCUUUUGAGGAAAAACCCUUGGCCAGGUUGCAGGCCUCUCUUCGCGAGAAAAUGCAACCAACUGCCCUGAGUAACGCAUCUUCUCAGGGAAGUCGUCUGUGUGCCCGAAACGGAGGCAUGGCACCGUCCCCUGACUCCCCACCGUGGGUUUGUACCUCGCCGAGGGUACCUGAGCUGGACACCGUGCACGUGUCUGGCUCAGCAGGUCAGGCGCAGCUGGAUAUGUCAUCCUCCAAGGGGGAUGAGUCCAGCAGGAGAUUGAUUGAUGCAAACCAGAGUAAAAGAACGAGAUCUAAAAGGAAUACUAAAAGGAAUUUACAUGAUGAAAAUGAGAAUAUAGAUAGUGUAUAUGAGAGAAAUAAAUCAGAGUGCAGAAUUGGAAGACUGUGUACUGGUGAACUUGGUGGUGAUUAUGCUUGUGUAAGUAAAGAUGGACCAGUAACAUUGAACAAGGUAUCUAUUCAAGGGUCUUUUCAUCAAGGUGACUUAAUGUUUGGUGAAAAUGCAGGAACACAAUGUGUUGCGAACUCGUUAGCAGCAUUAGCAUACCAUAAAGUAAAGAAUUCUAAUCAGUGGCAAACUUCAGAUAUGAAUAAAGUGUUAGCAACAGGAGAUGAGCUUUAUACAUACUUGCAGCGUAGUUCAACCAUUGUCAGUAGGUAUCUUUUUGUGAACGAGUUGCCUCAAUUUUUUGAGUGUUUUAAUACAACGUUUGAGUUCAAAGCAUGCGAAUCUUUAUGCAGCCUAAUAAAUUUGUCAGAUGUAGAACCAAACUAUGAUGAAUUUAAUGCAUAUUCACUGACAGAUGCAUUGCAAAUUGGUCUUGGAGAAACAAGUGGGUGUUUUGUAUGCUUCAAGGGAAAUACUUUUUUGGUUGGAAAAACAGAGGAUGGCUUCUUUACAUUUGAUCCACAUUCACGGUCACAAUCGGGGUGUAUGAGUGUAAGUGGAAGGAGUACAAGGAUACUGUAUCAAUCGGUUGAUGAUAUUUACAAUCACAUAUUGUCCUUGGCAGUGUCAAUGGGAAUUUCUGGAAUUACUGAAUGUGAAAUAACAGGUGUCGAUUGUUCAGUUUGCCAGUUUGCAACAACUGAUAAACAUAUAAUUGAAAUUGAGCCAGGAAAAUGUACUCAGCAAAAUAAAGGCUUGAAUUUAGCAGUUCAAGAAAACAGAGACCUUUUGACUGCAAAUGUUCAGUCAGAUACUUAUGGUUUUCAAUCAGUUGCCAAUGAUGAUGUUCAACUCAUUUGCAGUGAAAGUCAUAGUAUAAGUUUUCUGCCACUUUCUAACACUGUGAAAUUACAGCUUUGUCAGGUCCUGGGAAUACCACAGUCAGAUACAAAUAGUAAUGUUGAACAGGAUUGCUUUGUGCAAGAAGCAGGUGCACCUAGUGAAUAUGUCGAAAUUGAAGGGGAUGGAAAUUGUUUUUUCAGGGCCAUUUCAUUUUGUUUGAUUGGAGUAGAGGAUUAUCAUUAUGCAAUACGAUCAGCAGUGUGUAAACAUCUACUACAAAAUAGAAUAUUGUUUGAAACUUUUGUAAGAUCUACAGAAAGUUCUGUUGAAAAUCACUUGAAUUUAACAGGUAUGUCAAACGAUGGUACAUGGGCAACUGAAAUGGAAAUUCUUGCUCUCUCUCACCUCUUGAGCACUGAUAUACAUACUUAUACAGAAAAUCACUGGGUUACAUUUUCAGGAAAACAGGUAGAACCUAUGAAUGUUCAAAGCACAGGAUCAUUUUAUUUAGUUCAUCAGGAUCAGAAUCAUUAUAAUGUAGUGGUGUCAGUUACUGAGAAAGAAACGGUAAGUUCCUUGAAAAAUAAUGCUCUGUAUGUUGGCAAGAAAGACUAUAGAGAAAGACGUAAAAAUCGAGAUCGUAUGAGGGAAAUGCGUAUCUUUUCAUCUGCCAAAAAAUUAAGUACAAAUCAUGAAAAGAAACUAAAGAAUGAAAAUUACACAGAAAGGAAAUUAAGAGCAGCAAAACUGAGGUACAAGACUGACCUUCAAUUUAGAUUAAAGGCAAUCGCAAAUGGUAAGGAAAGAUAUAAAAGUGAUGGAAUUUUCAAAGCAAAGGCAAAGCAGAGGAGCUUGGAAGCUUGUAAAAGGAAAUAUACAACAGAUGGUAUCCAUAAACAAUACAGGAAGAGAAGAAGUAUUGAGAAAUAUAGGUCAGAUAUAGUACAUAGAGAGGGUGUUAAACAAAGAAGUAUAAAUAAGUACAGGAAUGAUAAAGAACACAGGAAAGAUGUUAAACAAAGAAGUAAAGAAAAGUAUAGGAAUGAUGAAUUGCACAGAAAGAAUGUAAAACAAAGAAGUACAGAGAAAUACAGGAAUGAUGAAGUACACAGAGAGGAUUUAAAACAGAGAAGUUUAGAAAAGUACAGGAAUGAUGAAGUACACAAAAGGAAUUAUCAAGAAAAGAGUAUAGAGAAGUACAAAAAUGAUGAAGCACACAGAUUGAAUGUUAAACAAAGAAGUAUUGAAAAGUACAAGAAUGAUGAAGAACAUAGACAUAAGGUUAAGGCUGUUAAUAAAGUACAGUAUCAUUUUAGUGCUGACGAGAAAAAGAAGAAGAAGGAGAAUGUCCUGAAUCAGAGACGGGCACUAAAAGUAAAGUUGGAAGAUGAAGAAGAAGUUUUGAAACUGUUUAAGGAAAGUGUGAGAGAUGGCCCAGACUACAUAUGUUGCUGUUGUAAUCGUUUACUGUUUGAACAUCAAGUCCAACGAUGCACACUUGAAAUGUAUGAGAAAAGACAUGAAGCUUAUAAAAUUGCACAGAUUUGUAUACAGAAAAAAUGCUCCCAUGAUUGUACAUUGUCUUGUCCAGUGAACUGCCCCCAUUCAUCAUUGUGGAUAUGCUUUACUUGUCAUAGGAAAAUAUUGAAUGGGAAUAUUCCAGCAGAGGCAGCUGUAAAUAAAAUGUCAUUAGAGGAAAUUCCAUGCGAGCUUAGCAGUUUAAACAGUUUGGAGCAGCAUUUAAUUGCUUUGCAUAUUCCCUUUAUGAAAGUGAUGGCUCUUCCACAAGGUGGUCAAAGGAAUGUACAUGGGCCUGUUGUUUGUGUGCCAUCAAAUAUGGAAAAGGCAACAGCUUUGCCAAGAAACAGGGAUGACAAUUUAUUGUUAAGAGUUAAGCUAAAACGAAAGCUAGCGUACAAGGGCUAUUACGAAUAUCAAUUUGUUAAUCCAACUCAUGUUAACAUGGCUCUUGAUUAUUUAAGGAAAGAAAACAAAUGGUAUAAAGACGUAGUGAUCAAUAACUUGUGGGAAGGAAAUAGUGACGAAAAUGAUUUGCUAUUUAAUGAGACUAGUGAAUUUGUAGAUGAAGAAGUGAAAGAAGAUGAGAGAGAUGAAAAUCCAGUUGCUACUGACACAUGUUUACAGCCAGUAGAUGUGGCACAAGAAGUUCUUGAUCAUUACUUUGAUGAUGUUUACAAUAUAGCACCAGGUGAAGGGAAAAAUCCAGUCCGAAUGUUGCAAGAAGAAGGAAACGAGGCAAAAUCAUUUCCACAUUUAUUUCCAACUGGCAAAUUUUCUUGGAAUGAAGAUCGAGAUGUGAAAAUAACGCUAUCAAGAUAUUUUAACAACAGACUUAUGAAUGCUGAUAACAGAUUUGCUAAGGACACAAAUUACAUCUUCUUCUCUCAAUACAUGUCAGAAUUGAACCAAGUAAUAGAGAAAACACAAAUUUCAAUUCGAAAGUCUUUUUCAAAGCUUGAUAGUGGAAAUGCAGUAACAUCUGAAAUGUUACAGAAUCCUGAUGUUCUCUCAAGACUCUUAAGAAAUGAUGAGGCUUUACGGUUUAUGCAACCUAUUCGAGGAACACCUGCAUAUUGGUCGGCUUCUCAGAAAGAUCUGUUCGCUAUGCUUCGACAGUUAGGUAUCCCAACAUGGUUUUGUUCAUUUUCUGCAGCUGAAUACAGAUGGAACGAAAUAAUUGCAUCAAUUUUAUUUCAAGAAAAUGAUUCUAGAUCCCCUUCUGAUUUAGACUGGUCAGAAAAGAGUGAGAUUUUAAGAAGCAAUCCAGUUACUGUUGCCAGAAUGUUUGAACAUAGAUUUCAUAUGUUUCAAAGACAUGUUAUAAUGUCACCUUCAAAACCUAUAGGAAAUGUUAUUGAUUUUUUUGUGAGAGUAGAAUUUCAACAAAGGGGCUCUCCACACAUGCACUGCUUGUACUGGGUUGAGAAUGCCCCAAAAUUUGAGGAAGAUGGUGAUAAAACUGUUUGUGAUUUUAUUGAUAAAUAUAUCACAUGCGCUUUACCUGCUGAAAAUGAUGACCAAGAGCUGCGAAAAAUUGUUUUAGGUGUUCAACAACAUAGUAAGAACCAUUCAAAAUCCUGUAGGAAAAAGGGAACAGACUGUAGAUUCCAUUUUCCAAGACCACCAUCAGAAAGAACAUUUAUUACAAGACAAUGUGAGGAGAAAGAGGAAGACUCUGAGAAAUUCGAUGGAUUGAGUAAAUCUCAGGCUAAAGAUAUUUUGUUGCGUGUUUGGAAUGAAGUUCUUGAUGAUGUGAAUGGAGGCAAAACUGCAGAGGAAAUAUUUUCUAACAUGCACUUAUCACAGGAUACUUACGAAAUGGCCCACAGGGUAUUAUCUGCUAAAACAAGUACUAUCUUGAAACGAAAUCCUGAUGAAAUGUGGACAAACCAAUACAACACAUGCCUUCUCAGAUGUUGGGAUGCAAAUAUGGACAUACAGUAUAUCCUAGACCCGUUUAGCUGUAUUGUUUACAUAAUUUCAUACAUAUCAAAGUCAGAACGUGAAAUGGGAAUGCUGUUAAAACAAACUCAAGUAGAAUCUGUAGAGGGAAAUUUAAGUGCUCGUCAAACAAUAAAAAGAAUUGGAUCAGCUUAUCUUAAUCAUAGAGAAGUGAGUGCCCAAGAAGCAGUGUACAGAGUUUGUAAUCUAAAAAUGAAAGAAGGAUCAAGAAAAGUGGUGUUUGUUCCAGUUGGUGAAAAUCCGACUCGACUGAGUAAACCCCUUUCACAAAUGAAAAGAACAUGUAAGAAUGAAGAUGAUAUGGAAGAUGAUGACGACAGUAUUUGGAUGACAAAUAUAGUGGAGAGAUAUGAAAAUCGUCCUGAUCUACAUCCUUUUCCUGAAAUGUGCCUUGCAGAAUUCUGCUCAGAAUAUCGUGUUUUGGCGAAAUCUCAAAUUCCCAAGGGAGUAAAAGAAGGCGUUUAUGAAUUGAAAAAUGGAAAUGGUUAUAUUCAGAGAAGAACAAGAGCUAAGCCAGCCAUAGUAAGAUAUCCAAGGUUCAAUCCUGAAAGUGCAUCAGAAAAGUAUUAUCAGUCAAUACUACAGCUUUUUCUUCCUUAUUGGACUCAAGAUCAAUUGAAACCACCUGGAUUCAAGUUUUAUCAGGCAUUUUACGAAAAUGGGUUUGUCAGAAUAAGAACUGGAAACAAAUUACAGUCUGUCAGGAUUGUGGUUGAAAAUAAUCGUUGUAAUUUCUCAAAGAAUAAGGCUGCCCUUGAAAAUGCUCAGGAAACUCUAGAAGUUUAUGGUGAACCUGAAGAUGCUUGGGCUAACCUUUGUCCAGAAACUGAAAGAAAUCGAGAUGAAUGUCUAAACGAAAAGAGGAAAACAGAACAAUCAGAAAACAAAGAACGAGAAAUCACCCAUGAAAUUGAACAUGAUGGCGCUUCAGAUUUGAUAUACCAUAUUAGGGAAAGUUCAAACUCAAGGGAAGAAAUUUUGCCUUUACUGCGAAGUUUAAAUAAUAAACAAAAACAGGUUUUCUACAUAGUUCGUGAAUGGUGCUUGAAAAAAGUGGCUGAGAGGAAAGUAGACCCAUUACAUAUCUUUGUUACUGGAGGUGCAGGAACAGGAAAAAGUCACUUGAUAAAAACCAUACAGUAUGAGGCCUCUCGAAUUUUUGAGAAAAUUGUUUUAUCUCCUUCAGAUUUAUCUGUUCUUCUCACAGCUUUUACUGGAACUGCUGCUUUCAAUAUUGGGGGCAAUACAAUUCACCACGUAUUUUCUUUAACCAAAGCUCUACCUUUCCCAUAUGAACCCCUGAAAGAACAGAGUUUGAGUGCAAUGAGAGCAAAGUUAGCUUCUCUGCAGAUUUUAGUCAUCGAUGAAGUCUCAAUGGUUUACAAACGACUUUUGUAUUACAUUCAUGAACGACUGGUACAAAUCAAGAAAUGCAAGGAACCUUUUGGCGGUAUUUCUGUUAUAGCAGUUGGAGAUUUUUACCAAUUACCUCCUGUGAAACAACGAAAGUUGGAAAUACUCUACAAAGAAAAUGAUGAAUAUCCCAUAGACUACUGGUUAGACUUCUUCAAAAUUGUUGAGUUAGAAGAAAUAAUGAGACAACGUGAUGAUGCUGCAUUUGCUACAGUUUUGAAUUCAUUACGGGUUCGAACGAUUGAAGAACCAGUAUCAGAAAAUGCGAAAACAAUGUUAAAAGACUGCAUCAGAGAUGGACCAGAUGAAGUACUGCAUGUGUAUCCUACAAAUGAAGAAGCGAAUGAGUAUAAUCUCAAGAUGUUGCAAGCAAGUUGUGAAGAACUGAUAGAGAUAUCUGCAGAAGAUUAUCAAAAAGACAACACUACAGGAAAGCUGACUUUACGUGAAAAACCCUUCAUACGGACAAGAACAGAUGGGCUCUCUGCUUCUUUGCUGUUUUCUGUGAAUGCUAGAGUGAUGCUUACAAGAAAUAUUAAUGUUGAAGACGGGCUGGUGAAUGGUGCAAUGGGACAUAUUUCAGCAUUUGAUUUUGGACAAGCUCAGCAAAGAAAUAGGGUAGAAGGGAUUAGAAUUUUGUUUGAUAGUGAAGAUAUUGGAAAGCUGCAAGGGAAAAAGACGCCACAUGGAAAUGAAGUAUUGAUUCAAAGAAUACAAGAAGACAUCAAGGAGAAAAAUACAAAGAAUGUUGCCAAAAACGAAAAAGCUUUAGUUCAUGUUUUACCUCAGAAAAAUAUAGAAGGAAUGGCUGUAGAACUUUGUGAAGGAGGACACGGUUAUCAUCAUGUUUGGAGUGGAGAAAAUAGUAUCGGAAUCGACACCAAUGCAGAAGCCUCCAUGUCAACAUACACACUGGAGAUUUUGUUCCUCCCUGGCGUUGAAUUUCAAAUUCUCUCAGUGUGGUUGGUUCCUUGA
Molecule: messenger RNA, 7299 nt
Organism: Saccostrea cuccullata (small rock oyster)
Lineage: Eukaryota; Metazoa; Mollusca; Bivalvia; Ostreida; Ostreidae
Exons: 2
Biological process (GO): telomere maintenance; DNA repair
Molecular function (GO): DNA helicase activity; ATP hydrolysis activity
Source: RefSeq, a predicted model, not a curated record